AUGACCUUUUCAAUUUCAACAGCAAAGACCGUAACCACACCUGGCCAGGUAAAUACACAUGCUUUAAGCACACUGACCAAUGUACCGUCUGCUGUAAGCAACCCAGUGCCUACAAUAAUAGUGAAUACAGGACAACUUGGAACCAAGUCGCCUUUGGUGGAAGGUACUAAAGUUAUCCAAGGGAGCACUACAAUUUCAUGUGUUAGCAGCCAGCCUGCGGUGACGGUGACCCCAAAGGUGGCCAGAGUAGCCACAAUUACUCAGGCACCAGGGAAAGGGACUGUCCUCGCCUUGCCAAGGGCAACAACCCCACAGCAAAACGGAGCACCACGGGCCCCCCAGACCACCACAGUGCAGCUGCCGGCAAAUUUUCAGAUUCCACAAGGCAUGGUUCUCAUCAGGAGCGACAGUGGGCAGCUGAUGCUGGUCUCUCAGCAGGCCUUGGCACAGGCGCAGGCCCAGGGCAUCGUCCCCAGAAUGGCCGCAGGUGCCAGCAACCCUGCAGUGAGAGGGCCAGCCGCUCUGCCAGCUGGGCAGCCUACUGCAGCAGCGGUUAUUCGAAAUUCUGAGGCUACACCCCUAAUCAGGGCACCACCUCCACCCAGCAGUGCAGCAGUGCCCUCGUUGCAAAAGGUGUCUGUUGUAAAGGCCACAGGGGGCACUGUUUCCUCCUCACCAGCUCAGACUGUGCGUCCAACUGCACCCGCGCCGGAGGCUCUAGAAAAUGGGAAGAAGUGUAAGAAUUUCCUGGUGACGUUAAUUAAGCUGGCCUCCAGUGGAACCUAUUCUGCUGAAAUGGCAAAAAAUGUCAAGGAGUUGGUGAAAAGUCUUCUGGAUGGAAAAAUUGAACCAGAAGGGUUUACUGACCGGUUGUACACGGAACUCAAGUCUUCACCUCAGCCCUAUCUUGUCCCUUUUCUGAAGAAGAGUCUCCCUGCCGUGCGUCAACUCACCCCCAACUCGCAGCUCUUCAUCCAGCAAUGCACACAACCCAAGGCCCCCGGGCCUGUGGUGCUUGCUGCCAACAAGGCUGUGCAGCCCGGCCCCAUCACGGCUCCGCCCCUCAAACCCGCCCAGCCACACAAGUCCACCCAGCUGGUGAUUCAGCAGCCCAGAGGAGUGGUGAUAAAACAGUCUGUAACAUCAGGACAGCCUCAGAUAUCCCUGCCUGUCCAGAACAAGACUCUGCCGAAGCAGUUAGUGACCAACUUACAGACGACUCCAUUUCCUACAGGAGCUAUUAUAAAGCAAUCCCCUCUUCAGGUGUCUAAAAUUAUAAGCACACAACCAUCUCUGGUCCCGAAAAAUGGCUUCAAGGACAGCACACCUGGUUCUUUCAGGGAGGAGGAUGACAUCAACGACGUGGCCUCCAUGGCCGGGGUGAACCUGAGCGAAGAAAGCGCCCGCAUCCUGGCGACCGGCUCCGAGCUGGUGGGGUCGGUUGUGAGGUCGUGUCGAGACGAUCCCUUCAUCCCAGUGGCUGUGCUGCAGAAACGCCUCAUGGAAAUCGGUAGGAGACGCGGCAUCACGGACGUCAGUUCGGAUGCCGUCAAUCUUGUUUCUCACGCCACACAGGAGCGCUUGAGGGAGCUGGUGGAAAAGCUGACCGUGGUCGCCCGGCAUCGUAAGAUUUCUUACAAGGACAAUUCUGGGUACACACAGACUGGUGACACUCGGUCACAGCUCAAGUUUCUGGAGCAGCUGGACCACCUGGAAAAACGCAGAAAAGAGGAGGAAGAGCGAGAGAUACUGCUUCGCAUUGCUAAGAGCCGGUCCAACCGAGAGGAUCCCGAGCAGCUCCGUCUGAAACAGAGGGCUAAGGAGAUGCAGCAGUUGGAAUUGGCACAGAUGCAACAAAGAGAUGCAAAUCUGACUGCGCUUGCAGCUAUUGGGCCUAGGAAGAAACGACCAUUAGACUCCCGGGGCUACGGAUCUGGAAACGAGGUACCAGGUGCUCUAGGUUCCUCUUCCCCCACCAUUCCGAAGCAGGUUUCCAUCCAGAGGAUCACGCGCGUCAGCCUACAGGACCUGCUGUUCUGCAUGGAGCAGGAUCCCUCACUUAGACACUCACUCAGCCUUUACAGAGCUCAUCUCAGAUAGCAGAGAAGCACUGAAACACACACACAC
Megalops cyprinoides (Indo-Pacific tarpon) is the source of this 2127-nucleotide messenger RNA. It is a transcript of the gene taf4b, whose product is annotated as TAF4B RNA polymerase II, TATA box binding protein (TBP)-associated factor. The record is from RefSeq and is a predicted model, not a curated record. Lineage: Eukaryota; Metazoa; Chordata; Actinopteri; Elopiformes; Megalopidae. Bases 1 to 2100 code for a protein of 699 amino acids. Gene Ontology annotation, biological process: DNA-templated transcription; transcription initiation at RNA polymerase II promoter. Gene Ontology annotation, molecular function: DNA binding; RNA polymerase II general transcription initiation factor activity; protein heterodimerization activity. Gene Ontology annotation, cellular component: transcription factor TFIID complex. The transcript is spliced from 16 exons.